UUGAACAUAAACACUUAAAAAAAAACCCAGUUGAAUUUCAGGACGUGUAUGCUAUAAACUCACAGUCCCUCAUACCUCAUCAAGGUACAACAGCCAAAAUGUCCACCAUGCAAGCCUGCCACGGCCACAACGAGGCCUGCUGUAACAUCCCUCCCGUCGUCACCUCCGGCUACAGCCCCAAGGGUUCCUUCACCGAGUACGAUGGCCUAAAGACCUAUGUCACCGGCCCCGACGAUGCCACUAAGGGCAUCGUUGUCAUUUACGACAUCUUCGGCUACUUCGACCAGACCAUCCAAGGCGCCGACAUCCUGGCCACGAGCGACGACACCAAGUACAAGGUGUUCAUGCCCGACUGGUUCAAGGGCGAGCCGUGCCCCAUUGAGUGGUACCCUCCCGACACGGACGAGAAGAAGAAGAACCUGGGCGCUUUCUUCAGCAAGAACCCUCCCCACGGCGUCGCCGAGAAGCUCCCUGCCUUUGUCAAGACCCUGAGCGCCAAGCAUCCCAACAUUAAGUCCUGGGGUAUCAUUGGUUACUGCUGGGGCGGCAAGGUCGUCUCCCUAAUCACCAAGUCCGAGAAUAACCCCUUCUCCAUUGGCGCCGAGUGCCACCCGGCCAUGGUUGACCCCGAGGAGGCCAAGGGCAUCAAGGUGCCCCUUAUCCUGCUCGCCUCUAAGGAGGAGCCCGAGGACAAGGUCAAGGAGUUUGAGCAGAACCUUAGCGUGCCCAAGCACGUCGAGACCUUCAAGGACCAGGUCCACGGCUGGAUGGCGGCGCGCGGCGACUUGAAGGACGAGCGCGUCAAGAGCGAGUAUGUCAGGGGGUACAAGACUGUUUUGGAGUUCUUUGGCAAGAACUGGAAGUAAAUGGGGAUGGAAAUGGUGGCGUGGAUGAUUUGAUGACCUAAUGAAGAACACCAAACUAAUGAUUCAUUGACUGCAUGGUUCUGACGAUGAGUGUUGUCAAAGGGUUGCAUUGAUAUAUUCGGCGGAUGAGCCCAUUUUACAACAAUUGGCGUGGUGGCAGAGUGGUCUAAUGCGCAAGACUAGAAAUCUUGUUCCUUCGGGAGCGUCUGUUCGAAUCAGGCCCACGUCGCACGAUGAUCAU
Messenger RNA from Neurospora tetrasperma FGSC 2508, 1107 nucleotides. RefSeq lists its product as uncharacterized. The record is from RefSeq and is a predicted model, not a curated record. Gene Ontology annotation, molecular function: hydrolase activity. Bases 99 to 866 code for a protein of 255 amino acids. NCBI's taxonomy places the organism in Eukaryota, Fungi, Ascomycota, Sordariomycetes, Sordariales, Sordariaceae. The transcript is spliced from 4 exons.